This is a messenger RNA of Menidia menidia (Atlantic silverside), 3569 nucleotides long. NCBI's taxonomy places the organism in Eukaryota, Metazoa, Chordata, Actinopteri, Atheriniformes, Atherinopsidae. The record is from the annotation of a GenBank genome assembly.
CGCUGAAGUUAUGUUGGGCAGCGGCAAGCCCCCGGCCACCAGCUCCAGGGAGCAGAGGAGGAAAGUGGCCGAGAAGACGACGGAUCCAAUCAAGAGGCUCGGCCUUCUGGACAAUGAGGACAUCCAAGUGAUGAUGCAGGGCUCCAGCAUGGUGAAAGUUCGUUCUUCGAGGUGGCAGAAGAGCCGAAGCAUGCGGCUGCUGGAGGACGGGCUGACUGUGUGGUGCGAGUCCACCAAGAGCUCCCGCAAAGCCAAAUCCCAGCAGACAUUCGCGGUGACGGAGGUGGAAUGUGUGCGCGAGGGCUGCCAGUCGGAGGCGCUGAGGAGACUAUCUGGGUCGGUGCAGGAGAACCAGUGCUUCACGGUGGUGUUCAGGGGAGCCAGGAAGAGCCUGGACCUGCUGUCCCCCUGUCCAGACCAAGCCCAGCGUUGGGUGCGAGGCCUCCGUUUCCUGAAGGAGCGCGUGGCCAACAUGACGCAGAAGGAAAAACUGGACCAAUAUCCUGUCAUAAUGAAUUUCCAGCAUGCUCCCCUGUUUUUUUCCUUAACUCCCUACAAUUGGAUUCGUGGCUACCUGAGACGAGCGGAUCAGAACCAGGACGGCAAGAUGAGCUACGACGAGGUCAAACAGCUUCUGCAGAUGAUCAACAUUGACCUGAACGAGCAGUACGCCCGCUCCCUGUUCAAGCGGUGCGACAGAUCCGGGGAUGGUCGCCUGGAUCACACGGAGACGGAGGAGUUCUGCAGAGAGCUGCUCCGACGACCCGAGCUCGACGCUGUGUUCAGACACUAUUCGAGCAACGGUUGUGUGCUUUCCACUGCGGAGCUGCGAGACUUCCUGGGAGAUCAAGGAGAGGACGCCUCGCUGAAUCACGCUCAGACGCUGAUCCUCACAUACGAGCUCAAUGACUGGGCUCAGAGGAACCUGUUCAUGACCCAGAACGGUUUCACCAUGUACAUGCUGUCUCUGGAAAAUGAUAUCUUCAACCCCGACCACGCCAGAGUGUACCAGGACAUGAGCCGCCCCUUGGCGCACUACUUCAUCUCCUCGUCGCACAACACGUACCUCACCAAAGACCAGGUUACCAGCGCCAGCAGCACGGAGCCGUACAUCAGGGCUCUGAACCAGGGCUGCCGCUGUGUGGAGCUGGACUGCUGGGAUGGAGAUAAGGGUGAACCGGUCAUCUACCACGGCCACACUCUCACCUCCAAGAUUCCCUUUAAGGAGGUCAUCGAGACCAUCGCCCAGUAUGCCUUCAAAGCGUCCCCAUACCCUCUGAUCCUAUCCUUGGAGAACCACUGCUCUGUGGAGCAGCAGGCUGUCAUGGCUAAACACCUCCGCUCCAUUCUGGGAAGGAGAUUACUCACCAGGCCUCUUAGUGACCUGCCACUGAAAGAGCUGCCUUCUCCUGAGGAGCUCAAGGGGUGUAUUCUGGUAAAGGGGAAGAAGCACACACCUCACCUGACUCAGCUGAGCAAAAAUGGAAGCUUUGCCAGCUUCUCCUCAAGCUCUGAGGAUGAAAUGGCAAGCGGCAGCAAGAACACCCCCAAAAAGGAUCCCGCAAAGGUCUGUUCUAAGCUGAGCCAGGAGAUGUCGGCGCUGGUGGUGUACUGCAGAAGCGUCCCUUUCCGAGGCUUCGAAAAGACAUCAAAAACGUAUCCGAAUGAAAUGUCUUCCUUCUCUGAAAGCGAGGCCCUCCGCCUCAUCAAAGACUCGGGGAAGCUUUUUGUGAGGCACAACAGCAGGCAGCUGAGCCGGAUCUACCCCUCUGGCCAGCGCCUGCAAUCAUCCAACUAUGAUCCUCAGGAAAUGUGGAACUGCGGCUGCCAGAUGGUGGCUCUGAACUUCCAGACCCCCGGCGAGCAGAUGGACCUGAAUCAGGGUCGCUUCCUCCCCAACGGCCGCUGCGGAUACAUCCUCAAACCCGGCUUCUUGUGCAGCUCCUCAUCCAGCUUUGACCCAGAGAACACGGGUGGAGGGCCCGGUCACACCCCCACCCAGCUGACCAUUCGAAUUAUUACUGCACAGCAGCUGCCGAAAAUCAACACAGACAAAGCGAGCUCCAUUGUGGAUCCACAAGUGUGGGUGGAAAUUCAUGGAGUGGCUAUUGAUAAUGCAAGAGACAAAACCCAGCGCAUUGACAACAAUGGUUUCAACCCACGCUGGGACUGCACUCUCAGCUUCCAGCUGCAGGUCCCUGAACUGGCCCUGGUGCGUUUCGUGGUGGAGGACCACGAUCACACAGCCAAAAACGACUUUGUGGGGCAGUUCACUUGUCCUUUAACGAGCCUCCGCACAGGUUAUCGGCACGUUCACCUGCUAAAGGCAGACGGCUCCAGUCUGUCACCAGCUACUCUCUUCAUCCAUGUAAAAGUCAGCCGCAAAGGAAUUCCUGUCAAAAGUGUGUCGGAGCAUAUGGCCGCCUGCAGAGGGAAAGUGUGAAAUAGGUCCGAAGCAGAUGAAAAGAUGAAGGAUUUUUACAACGAAUGGCCUCAUAAGAAGAGGCUGUGAAUGCGAAGGGAAUGCUGCCUUUGCUGCUCUUAAAGUUUGAACCUAGGCUGUUCCAGUUUCUACUCGGCUACUUCCCAACAAUGGAAGGAAGAUUUUAUUUAUCAGAAAUGAAGAGUUGUGUCCACUCUCAGAUGCAGGCGUGGAGUAUCUGCUGAGAGACAGAAAAGAGAGCACUGGACACUCACCAAACACAUGUUUAAAGACCGACUGAAAAAACAUUGUCUUAGCUCUUAAAAAGUCCUGUACAGAGACAGGCGUUUUUCAGAAUUACUGAUUUUAGAAAUAUUUUAGCUUUUUUAAAAAUAUAGAAUAGCUUACAUUUUAACUUAAGAUAUGAGAGUUUUUGAACAGAACAAAAAUAGCACUGACUUUAAUAAUGUUACAACUAACGCAGGUGCUACAAAGAAACCAAGCGAAGCCAGCUGCUGCCAAUGUUUAACUGAAGUAUUAUUUUAUCACUGCUGGCUCAUACAGAUCAUUAUGUGUGGUCAGGUUGAAUAGUUCAUGAACAAACGUCAAGGAGUUUUCGCAGUCAGUCUUAACUGAUACAUUAGAUACUUUGGCACUUUUAAUAUCUCUAUGAAAGACAAUGUAUUGUAUGUUUCAACUUACAGAAAUACUUAACUUAAUAUAUAGAUAGUGUACAUGCAGAUCAUUUGUACUUACAAAGUCUUUGCCUCUGUAUGUUUCAUGUCAGUUUAAGUGACAUGUGAUGCCACAUUUUGUCUUACUUUGCAUGUAGACUAAUUCCUUGUGUCUAUUGACAUCCUUGUUUAGUAUUUAGUUUUGCGAAUCUUAGCUCACUUUUUCAGGAAAUUGUACUUUAAAACUAUCAACAGUCUUUAACAACCAGUGGUGACUGCAGGCAACAACAAACACUUCACUGACACCAGCAAAAGAGGGAAUGCUCAGAGUUGGCUGUAAUUAUAGUUUAUACAUAUAGUGGAUUUAAUAAGGUUCUAAUGUGGUGACUUUGCUGUGUUACAGUUUUAACCUGCUCAGCAUUAUGUGCACAUGAAAAGAUGCUGCUUUUAUAAAAAUAUUGAUAACAUCACAA